AUGAAGGUGGUUGAAGCGAAAAUUGUUGUUUUGGGAUCGCAAGGCGUCGGCAAAACGAGCCUCGUGGUCCGCUACAUCGGGAAGAUGUUCUCCAAACACAUAUCGCCGACUAUCGGCGCGUCUUUUUUUACGUGCAAUAUCAAUGUUGAUGACGCAAGAGUAAAAUUGCAGGUAUGGGACACUGCGGGCCAAGAAAGAUUUCGCUCGAUGGCACCAAUGUACUACAGAAACGCAAACGCAGCGUUGCUAGUCUACGAUAUAACGAAUGCCAGCAGCUUCGCCGCGAUCAAGGGUUGGGUGAAGGAGUUGCAGAGCAAUGUCCCCGAGCCCAUGGUGUUGGCGCUGGUGGGGAACAAGUGCGACCUGGAGUCGUGCCGCGCUGUCUCCAACAAUGAGGCGACACAGUACGCGACAUCUAUCGGCGCGGCCUAUUGCGAGACGUCUGCUCUGCACGACCAGGGUAUAGAUCAAGUAUUCCUAAGUACGGCAACAGCCCUGCUCAGUCUGUCGAGUACCAAUCUCGUGUCCUCGAUGCGGUCUUACGAUUCCGUAGAUGGAGAUGAGAGACUGCCCUUCGGUAACCCCACAGAAGAAAUGGCAACCCACAUAGGCAAAGUUGAGUUGCCAGCGUGGAGCGACGACAGGGUUGCCCACGGCGAAACACAAAGAACUAUGUGUUGCUAG
Leptosia nina is the source of this 684-nucleotide messenger RNA. The record is from the annotation of a GenBank genome assembly. Lineage: Eukaryota; Metazoa; Arthropoda; Insecta; Lepidoptera; Pieridae.